ACACCUCCGUACAAUAGAGAUGGCUUAAUGGGGGGCGGGAAAUCGGUUCUCACAGUCUCAGAGUCACUUAAUCUUAGGUUGGAAGCAAACUACAAAGAUACCCAAAACAUUCCCAAACUGAUAGUCCCACUCCCACACUUUUACUUCUGGGUUUUCAUUCUUUUUCCAUUUUCAGAAUCUUUCAUUUCACCAUUUCUGUCUACCCUACAUUUUCUUGAUCAACUCUAAAAACCCAGUAGAAUAAAUGAUAUUCUAGUAAAAUGGGAUCAGAGCAUAAGGAUAGGGAUUCAGUUGUUACUCAACUCAGUUUUGGUGGGUUUUGUGAUGGUAUCACCGCUCAAAUGUUUGCGGAUUACCUCGAAGAUGAAUUGGGCGUGCUAGUGUGGAGGUGUAGAUUGAAGAAGUCGUGGACUCCUCUAGAGUCGUAUCCAGACUUUCGAAUCCAAAAUCCCGAAGAUAUAGAGAAUGCUGACGAUUAUGAGAAGGUGGAGCCCCAUGCUUUCGUGCACUUUGCUUCCGCUGAAUCAGUAGAUUUGGUUCUAAAUGCAGCUGGAUGUGGGGAUCUUAUGUUGUAUGGGAAAGUAAUUAAAGUAAGUUCAGGACCUCAGAACCCCUUCCGCAUCAAUCAGAGGAGGCGGACGACUACCCCAUAUAAGUUAACUGAUGUUCGUUUUGAUAUCGGGACUCUUGUUAGUAGCGACGAAAUGAUCGUGGGUUGGAAAGGACCUCCAACUGGGGUGAAUCUACUUGUCGAUCCAUUUGAUGGAACCUGCAAGUUUUGUUUCACUAGGGAAACUGUUUUUGCAUUCAAAGAUCAGAGAAAAAAUACUAAACUUAAAUGUGAUUUCAAGAUGGAAUUUCUUGUCAGAGAGAUUAACGAGAUUAGACGAUAUACCGAUAUUUCAUCACUCGUUAUCUUGAUGCACCUUUCUUCGUCUCCCUUGAUCUACUAUCGUACAGCUGAUGACGAUAUAUAUGAGUCGGUUCCAUUUGAUCUAUUAGAUGAUGAUGAUCCUUGGAUAAGGACAACAGAUUUCACUCCUGAUGGGGUGAUUGGUUGGUGUAAUUCAUAUAAAAUUUCAAUCCCACCUCGAAAUGGCCCAAGGCUCGAGAGAGCUUUAAAGUAUCUAACAGAACGACGGGUUCCAGUUGACCGUCCGAAGCAGCGACUUAAGGUCAAGGAUGAACAUGGUUUUGGUAUGCCGAUAAAAGACCCGUUCUUCUGUGUUCAACAUGAAAAGGGUGUUCCAUUUGAAGUCAUUUUUAUGCUUAAUGCUGUUGUGCAUAAGGGUAUCAUAAAUCCGCACCAGCUAUCCGAGAGAUUCUUCGAUCUGCUUAGAGCCCAAUCAACUGAUGUUAACUUGGCUGCCUUAAAGCACAUCUGUUCUUACAAGCGCUCCGUGUUUGAUGGUUACAAGCGGCUAAAGCUCGUACAAGACUGGUUGCUUAGGAAUCCGAGGUUGGUUAAAGAACCAUCGAAGUUAUCUGACAUUGUAGAAGUUAGGAGGCUGAUUAUCACCCCAACGAAAGCUUACUGUGUUCCACCUGAAGUGGAACUUUCGAAUCGGGUUCUUAGGCAAUACAAAGAUGUAUCCGAUCGGUUUUUGAGGGUCACGUUCAUGGAUGAAGGUCAGCAAAUGCUGAACUCGAACGUCCUGUCGUACUAUGCUCCUCCCAUUGUGAAGAUGAUGACAUCGAAUAAUUAUCUCCAGAGAACAUCGGUUUUCAGAAGGGUGAAUGUUCUCUUAAAGCAAGGUUUUCUUGUGUGUGGAAGGAUGUAUACCUUCUUGGCGUUUUCCUCGAACCAGUUGAGGGAUCGUUCUGCUUGGUUUUUCGCUGAAGACAAGACGAACGAGAGGUUAACUGUAAAAAGCAUUAGAAACUGGAUGGGGCGAUUCACCGACCGGAAUGUUGCCAAGUGUGCUGCACGUAUGGGUCAGUGUUUCUCGUCUACUUACGCUACUGUUGAAGUGUCUUCGGACCAAGUUGACCCAGAUUUCCCCGACAUCGAAAGGAAUAACUAUGUCUUCUCUGAUGGAAUUGGAAUCAUAACACCGGAUCUUGCCCUUCAGGUUGCAGAAAAACUGCAAUUAGCUGACAACCCGCCUUGUGCAUAUCAGGUCCGGUUUGGAGGUUGCAAAGGUGUUGUGGUGUGCUGGCCUGCAAAGAACGAAAAGAUCAAGAUUCAUCUCCGGCCAAGCAUGAACAAGUUUUACUCGCAACACCGAGUUGUUGAAGUCUGUUCAUGGACAAGAUUCCAGCCGGGGUUUCUAAACCGCCAAAUAGUGACUUUGCUAUCAGCGCUUCAGGUUGAUGAUGACGUAUUCUGGAGAAUGCAGGAAACGAUGGUAUCGAAACUUGAUCAGAUGCUGGUGAAUACUGAAGUAGCCUUUGAUGUCCUUACAGCUUCAUGCGCUGAGCAGGGUAAUACAGCGGCAAUUAUGUUGGGUGCCGGUUUUAAGCCACAGACUGAGCCUCAUCUCCGCGGCAUGCUUACUUGCAUUAGGGCAGCACAGCUUGGGGAUCUACGAGAAAAGGCAAGAAUAUUCGUUCAAUCGGGUAGGUGGCUAAUGGGGUGCUUGGAUGAGGAAGGUGUGCUUGAACAAGGACAGUGUUUUGUUCAAGUGUCGAAUCCUUCUCUCGAAAAUUGCUUUUCGAAACACGGUUCAAGAUUUUCGGAAAUGAAGAACAAUAUGCAGAUUGUUAAGGGGCUGGUUAUUGUGGCGAAAAAUCCUUGCCUUCAUCCUGGGGAUGUAAGAAUCUUGGAGGCGGUAGAUUCUCCGAAGUUGCAUCAUCUUUUUGACUGUCUUGUCUUCCCUCAAAAGGGGGAGAGGCCGCACACAAAUGAAGCUUCGGGUAGUGAUUUAGAUGGUGAUCUAUACUUCGUUGCUUGGGAUCCGUGCCUCAUCCCGCCUAGCAAGCGAAGCUGGAUACCGAUGGAGUAUACGGCUGCUGUGGCGAGGAAAUUGCCUCGUCCAGUGACGCAUAUGGAUAUAAUAGAUUUCUUCACUAAAAACAUGGUUAAUGAAAACUUGGGUACAAUCUGCAAUGCCCAUGUAGUUCAUGCUGACCUUAGUCCACAUGGAGCAUUGGACGAAAACUGUCUUAAAUUAGCAGAACUUGCUGCGUUGGCUGUGGAUUUUCCAAAGACCGGAAAGGUGGUUACAAUGCCUAAUGAUUUAAAACCCAAGAUGUACCCGGAUUUCAUGGGAAAACCCGAAAACCAUUCCUACAAGUCUGACAGAAUUCUCGGUAGAUUGUACAGGAGAAUUAAGGAUGCGUAUUUUGAUCAAGAAACCGACCCUACUUCUGAGUCGAACUUCAGUCUUAAGGAUGUGACUUACGACACUGAUCUCGAUGUUCUAGGUUCAGACGAUUUCGUAAAAGAAGCAUGGGCUCUCAAGUGCUCCUAUGUAGUACAAAUUUGCGGUCUUCUGGCACAAUACAAAGUCAGCAAAGAAGAGGAGAUCGUGACCGGGCAUAUAUGGUCAAUGUCCAAGUCGAAUAGCAAAAAGCAAGGUGAGCUCAAGGAGAAGCUCAAGCACGCGUACAAUUGUUUAAAGCGAGAGUUUAGGCAACAUUUUGAUAAACUUGGUGCUGAUUUUGAGCCCCUCUGCGAUGAGGAGAAGAAUUUGGUUUACGAAAAGAAGGCAUCGGCUUGGUAUCGAGUGACUUAUCAUCCCGAAUGGAUAAAAAAGUCGAUGGAGUUGCAAGGCCCUGAUGGUGAGGGGCAGACGGAUGUUAUUUUAAGUUUUGCGUGGGUCCCAGCUGAUUACCUCGCUCGCAUUAAGGUAAAGUGUGGAGGAGCGGGAAUCUUGGAUGAUGAUCAAAAGCCGAUCAGUUCUUUGGCGAAUUACCUCGCAAAGUGCAUGCGUAUCUCUUGAGCUUGAAGUCUGUCGAUGUAAGUUGGCUGCAAGGCCGCUCUGCCAUUUUUUUGCAAGUUUAUCUGGAAUGCAUUGGAAUUUUUGAUGGUUUCAUAUUUAGUCUUCUUAAUGUGAUCUAUGUACUAAAACUGAUGUGGGCUUUAUGAAUGUAUUUGUCUUUUGAGUACUUUUUUUCGAAGGCGUUUUCUUUCAUCUUUAUGCUAUAAUGGAAGAUGUACGUAUCUUUUACGAGUAUAAAUUUGUUCUUCCAUGCUUUCGUAAAUU
This is a messenger RNA of Amaranthus tricolor (Joseph's coat), 4148 nucleotides long. RefSeq names its product RNA-dependent RNA polymerase 6. The transcript is spliced from 3 exons. Lineage: Eukaryota; Viridiplantae; Streptophyta; Magnoliopsida; Caryophyllales; Amaranthaceae. The record is from RefSeq and is a predicted model, not a curated record. The coding region runs from base 261 to 3884 and encodes 1207 amino acids. Gene Ontology annotation, biological process: siRNA processing. Gene Ontology annotation, cellular component: nuclear RNA-directed RNA polymerase complex. Gene Ontology annotation, molecular function: RNA-directed RNA polymerase activity.